Cynara cardunculus var. scolymus (artichoke) is the source of this 663-nucleotide messenger RNA. Its product is annotated as glutathione S-transferase-like. Bases 1 to 663 code for a protein of 220 amino acids. Gene Ontology annotation, cellular component: cytoplasm. The record is from RefSeq and is a predicted model, not a curated record. Lineage: Eukaryota; Viridiplantae; Streptophyta; Magnoliopsida; Asterales; Asteraceae. Gene Ontology annotation, molecular function: glutathione binding; glutathione transferase activity. The transcript has 3 exons.
AUGGCCAUCAAAUUGUACGGAGCUGUGGGUUCAAGCCCAACGUUUCGUGCUCUCGCUGCUCUCAUCGAGAAAGAUCUCGAUUUCGAGUUCAUUCCGGUCGACUAUGCCGGCCGUGAACACAAGUCUCCUGAGUUCCUUCAACGCAACCCAUUCGGUCAAAUUCCCGUGUUUGAGGAUGGCGAUCUCAAAGUAUUCGAAUCAAGGGCGAUUACCAAGUACGUAGCAGAGGCGUACGCCGAUAAGGGGACUGAUAUGACAAAUAACGAACCGAAGAAAUUGGCGAUACAAAUGGUGUGGAUGGAAGUCGAAAGUCAGAAAUUCGAGCCGGCAUCCGCGAGGCUCGUUUGGGAGCUAGCAUUGAAACCGAUUCUCGGGCUGGAAACCGAUGACGGCGUGGUGCCGGAGUUCGAAGAGAAGCUGACACAAGUGCUCGACGUUUACGAACAACGGCUGACGGAAAGCAAGUAUUUGGGCGGAGAUAUCUUCACGUUGGCCGAUCUCCACCACCUUCCAAACGUUCAUUAUUUGAUGGGAACGAAGGCGAAGAGCUUGUUUCACGCGCGGCCACAUGUCAGCGCGUGGGCAUCUGAUAUCCUUUCUAGGCCUGCUUGGGUCAAAGUCGCUUCCAUGCUAGCUCAACUAGCAAAUAAACACAUAUUUUGA